This is a messenger RNA of Vicia villosa (hairy vetch), 567 nucleotides long. RefSeq names its product protein SEED AND ROOT HAIR PROTECTIVE PROTEIN-like. The transcript is spliced from 2 exons. Lineage: Eukaryota; Viridiplantae; Streptophyta; Magnoliopsida; Fabales; Fabaceae. The record is from RefSeq and is a predicted model, not a curated record. Bases 19 to 537 code for a protein of 172 amino acids.
GUUUCUUGAAAUAUAAUAAUGGCUUUUACAAAUAUCUAUUUUCUGGCUUUCAUGCUUCUGAUCAUAUCCAUGUUAAUCCCAUGUAGUUCUGGUUAUGUUAGUGGCAAUGACUAUGGCACCAAAAAACAAGUUGUGACCAAGAAACCAAAUUUCACAGAAAAACUUUUCUCCAACAAUAUUGGCAUUCAAGGUCUUGUUUAUUGCAAAUCUGACUCUAAACUCAUUCCACUGGAAGGAGCCGUUGUAAGGAUAACAUGUGAAGCUGUUGAUGAAUAUGGAUUUGAAACAACACCGUUCACUUUCUUAAGUGAUGCAACCGAUGUAAAAGGCUUUUUCCUUGCAACAUUGUUUCAACUAGAGCUCGUUGCAGAAAAACGGGUACUGAAAGAGUGCAGAGCUUUCCUUGACGCAUCUCCUUCGAACAACUGCAAUUAUCCCACUGACGUUAACAAAGGGAUUAGUGGUGCCGAGCUUCAUUCUUAUCCUUUCCUUCUUGUAGUGAUCUCAUAUCCAUGUGCGCGUAGUAUUUCCAUUUGAAAGCGAUCGAGUACCUCUCGCUAAAAUCAA